Molecule: messenger RNA, 1715 nt
Organism: Magnolia sinica
Lineage: Eukaryota; Viridiplantae; Streptophyta; Magnoliopsida; Magnoliales; Magnoliaceae
Product: putative zinc finger protein CONSTANS-LIKE 11
Exons: 5
Coding region: 288-1562 (424 amino acids)
Molecular function (GO): zinc ion binding; protein binding
Source: RefSeq, a predicted model, not a curated record
UGAUUAUGGUACCAUGAUCCAACGGUCAUCCUACUCCCUUUAGAUGAUCCGACGUUGUAAAAUGAAAGAUGAGUGUUUCGUGUUGCUGAUGAUGCUCUAUUUGUAGAUUAAAGAUCAUGAAUUGAAUUCAGCUCUUUGGUGAAUGAAAUCUUGCAAAGAAACCCAUUUCGUUCGACUUUGGUAAAUCCAUUCUAUUGAUUUUGAAGUUGGGAAGUUCAUAAAUUCGUUCUUGGAUCAAAGCUGGUAGUCGAAUUCCAGAAUUUUGAUUUGGGUGUUUUUAUUUAAGUAUGGAUCCGUUAUGUGACUUUUGUGGGGCCCAAAGGCCGAUGGUCUACUGCCGAUCGGAUACGGCCCGCCUCUGCCUAUCAUGUGAUAGCUACAUCCACUCAGCAAACGCCUUGUCUAGGCGCCAUCUCCGAUCGGUUAUAUGUGAUAUAUGCAACUCGCAGCCCGCGAUUGUUAGGUGCUUAGAAGAUAAGGUGUCUCUUUGUCAGAGCUGUGAUUGCCGCGGUUCUGCGGGCGUGGGGCCCGGGCAUAGGCAGGAGACGGUGAAUUGUUAUUCGGGUUGUCCUUCGUCGGCGGACCUAUCGAGGUUUUGGUCUUGUGGUCUCGAUGCUCCGACGGUGAGCGAGGUGGAUGGGAGCUGGGGGUCAGGGUUGAUGACUACUAUAAAUGAGAAUUGCGUGAGCAACGGGUGGGAACAAGGCGAAGAUGGGAGCUCGGUUGGAUUGUCAAUGGAAUUGAAUGAUUUGGGUUGUUGUGGAAAAUUAGAACCUUGGAUGGAUUCGUCUUCUAUGGUGCCGAAUUUGAAUUAUAUGCCAUGCUGUGGAGAUCAACAGACAUUCCAGAAGGACCCAAACCAAUCGAAGUUGGGCUGUUCUCCAUUCACAGAUCUUGGAAUUUGUGAUGGUGAUGAUAUUUGUGAAGGCUUCAACAUAGAUGAUGUUGCCGUGUGUUUCGGAAACAGCGAUGAGACGUUUGGCUGUUCGCAGAGUCAUUCAAGAGAUCUUAUCGAGGAUACAGGAACGGACUGUUUGUUUAUGGAGAACUUCUUGGUUGCUGAUUGUUACUCUCCCAUUGAAAAUGCCAUAGAGGCAUCAUCUUGGGGGCAACAUGAUUGCAUGGCCCAUCAAUCUUCUCAUGUUGUUGGGCCUGCCGGCAUGGUGCAAGCUGCCAGCAGCAAUACAGAUAGGGUACUACUGAAUCCUUAUUGCAACAGAAACAUCAGCCCAGGCUUCCCUGCUAAACAUUCUAGGAUGUCGCUUUUGGCGUCAAACCUUACCAGUGAAAAUGGGGCUGUGGAUUAUCAAGAUGGUGGAGAAUCACUGAUUUUUCUCACGGGCAAAUCGCCAUGGGCUUCCAACUUGGAGACUACAUGCCCGCAGGCCAGGCACAAAGCGAAGAUACGAUACAAUGAGAAAAAGAAAACUCGAAUGUUUGGGAAACAAAUAAGGUAUGCUUCCCGCAAAGCCAGAGCAGAUACCAGAAAGCGCGUGAAAGGAAGGUUUGUGAAGGCUGGCGAGGCAUAUGAUUAUGACCCUCUUGUGGGAAGAACCUGUUGAUCUGAUUACGAUGUUGGUUUUACCUUCGGAAUGCAAUGCCCAUCCGCAAGAAGUUAUAAACAACACAAAAGACACAUGUUAUGCCCCUUGUAUUUAAGGAGACAGACCAUAUAGUAUAUGAAAAUAUAGAAGCAGUAUGAUCUUGACCUCAAA